AUGCCAGCUGUGCCCAGGAGGAGGAGGAGGAGGAUGAGGAGGAUGAGGAGAAGGAGGACAAGGAGGAGGAGCAGGAGGAGAGGGAGGGGGAGGGAGGAGGAGGAGAAGGAGGAGGACAAGGAGGAGGAGAAGGAGGAGAAGGGGAAAGAGGAGGAGAGGGAGGAAGAGAGGGAGGAGAAGGAGGAGAAGGGGAAAGAGGAGGAGAGGGAGGAAGAGAGGGAGGAGAAGGAGGAGGGGGGGAGGGGAGGUCUGUAG
Molecule: messenger RNA, 255 nt
Organism: Knipowitschia caucasica
Lineage: Eukaryota; Metazoa; Chordata; Actinopteri; Gobiiformes; Gobiidae
Source: the annotation of a GenBank genome assembly